[Candida] anglica is the source of this 783-nucleotide messenger RNA. The record is from the annotation of a GenBank genome assembly. Lineage: Eukaryota; Fungi; Ascomycota; Pichiomycetes; Serinales; Debaryomycetaceae.
AUGUCUGAUGACGAAAUAAGUCUUGAAGGUGACCUUUUCCAAGAACCAGAAAACUAUACGAAACCUCCACCUGAACCACAUUUUGCUCAUUAUGAUAGAAAGAUCGAAGGUGCAGAACCAAAGACGAUAGAUCUCAGACUCGUUGGUCUGUCACCACUUUGGGGUCAUCUUCUUUGGAACGCAGGUAUUUAUACUGCUGACUACUUGGAUAAGCAUGCCCAAACUUUGGUUACUGGGAAAAAAGUUCUUGAGUUGGGAGCUGCUGCAGCUCUCCCAUCUUUGGUUUGUGCUGUAAACGGUGCAAAGGAGGUAGUAUCUACAGAUUAUCCAGAUCCAGACCUUGUAAGUAACAUACAAUACAACUUUGAUCAUUGCAAAGAUACAAACUCACCUUGGAGAGUGCAAGGAUACAUCUGGGGAGACCAAUUCAAACCAUUAAUCUACGGUACGGAUGAAUCUACAUGGAAGGAAGAAAUUGCUGAAGAAGAUAAGUUUGACUUGAUCAUUUUGUCUGACUUGGUGUUCAACCAUACUGAACACUUGAAGCUUUUGGAAACUUGUAGACGUUGUUUAAAGUCAACUGGCCGUUGUUUGGUUGUCUUUUCUCCUCAUAGAGCUUGGUUAUUAGAAAAGGAUUUGGAAUUCUUUGAAACUUGUAAAGAUUUCGAUUUUGAAGCUGAAAAGAUCGACUUGGUUAAUUGGAAGCCAAUGUUUGAAGAAGAUGAAGAAACUGCAGACAUUAGAGCUAGAGUUUAUUCAUUUUUCUUGAACCCAAAGUUUUAA